AUGGCGGCCGACGCAAACAUCGGGUUCAUUGUGAUAUUGAACGGGAUGAUCAAAAAUCCCAUCGCGAUUGGUAGCAUCACCAGGUUGUACACCACGGCCAGCACAAAGUUGGUCUUAAUGCUGCGGAAGGUCUUCUGCGAGAUGUCCAGCGCGCCAAACACGCCGGCGGUGCCGUCCUGGCGGCCAAAGUCGUUCAGCUGCACCUCGUCGGCGGCCUCGGGCUGUGCAGACGAGAGCAUCACCACGUCGGCGGCCUCGAUCGCGAUGUCUGUGCCUGAUGCGAUGGCAAUGCCCAGGUCGGCCUGGAUCAGAGCCGGGGCGUCGUUGAUGCCGUCGCCUACAAACGCCACCUUCAGGCCGCGCUGCUGCAUCUGGUCCACGACACGUAGCUUGUCGUCCGGUCUGGCCUGUGCGAAAACGUUGCUCAACGGAAUCCCCACCGCACGCGACACCGUGCGCGCCGUAUUGGCGUUGUCUCCCGUCACCAUCGACACCGUGUAG
This is a messenger RNA of Ogataea philodendri, 501 nucleotides long. RefSeq lists its product as uncharacterized. The transcript has a single exon. The record is from RefSeq and is a predicted model, not a curated record. The coding region runs from base 1 to 501 and encodes 166 amino acids. NCBI's taxonomy places the organism in Eukaryota, Fungi, Ascomycota, Pichiomycetes, Pichiales, Pichiaceae.